UCUAUCGGCGGCCGGACCGUCGGUCCCCGGGCGGCGGAGCAUGGCUGGCGGCGGGACGAGCGGGCAGGGCGUCGGGCUGGUGCUACUGCUGGUGCCGCUCGCCCUGGCCUACGACUGGGGCGGCCGGCUCACGCAGCCCACAUGCCUCGAGAUCCCGGCCAACCUCACACUGUGCCGAGACAUCGGCUACAGCAAGAUGCGCCUGCCCAACUUGCUGGAGCACGACAGCAUGGCGGAGGUGCAGCAGCAGGCUCGCUCCUGGGUCCAGCUCGCCAACCGCCGCUGCCACCCUGACACCCAGCUUUUCCUCUGCUCGCUCUUCUCGCCAGUGUGUCUGGAGAGACCCAUCUUCCCUUGUCGGAGCCUCUGCGAGGCCGUGCGCAGCGGCUGCGAAGGAACCAUGCUCCGAUACGGCUAUCCGUGGCCCGACAUGGUGCGCUGCGACAAGUUCCCCGUUGACAACGAUAUGUGCAUCAGCGUGCAGUCCAACAACCAACCCGCACCCGAAUCCCCGGCCUGCAGAGCCUGCCAGCAGCCCAACACCACGGAGAGCCUGGUGGACAACUACUGCCGCGCAGACUUUGUUCUACGAGCUCGUGUCAAGCGUCUCCAAGGCUCCGUGCUCCAGUGCAAGCGGGCCAAACUGCUCAAGGUCCGCGAAGACCUUUCGCGGAAACAGCUCCGGAGGCCGACGUUCCGCAGUCCCGACCUGGCGCGCUGCUGCGGUCCUCUCAAGGGCCAGCUUCUUCUGAUGGGCACAAGGACCACUGAUGGUCGUCUGCUACCGACACUGAUCGUGCCAUGGCGCCGAAGCCCCACGUUUCGCAGGGCCCUGAAGCUGAUGCGAGCCGUCAACUGCGCCAAUCCCUUGGUACACUAGUCCCACUCGCGCCCGACUCGUGCCUGGAUGUCCGUGUCAGUAGAGGAUGGUGAUGUGACCUGCAGUCUGCCAUUUUGGCUCCUAGCUACUGCUGAAACCUGGAAUGUGGCACCUAGUUACUCCUCUCCCUCUCCAGAGCUCCAGAUGUUGUGCUAGAUGCUCUGGUGUUGCUGGCUGUUGGCUCAGCAUUUCAUCCCCAAUAUUAUUAACGCAUGCUGCUGGACGUGUGCGGACCGCGAGCUUCCACAUUAUUAAUUUUACACGAUCAAGCUUGUCUGCCUCGGAGGUCGGUGUGUCAAACUUGCACAUCACCAAUGCUGCUUUGACACCUAACAUGUCAUGGACGUACAUAAACAUCCUAAGAGAACAAAGAAGGUCAGCACUAAUUGAGGUGCUGCACUUUAAGUGAUGUCUUGCAGAAAUUGUAUGUUUUAGCCUCCCAACACCCCUUCGUGUUGGCGAACAAAUGUGAAACAAGCUAUUCAAGCCAUACAAACUAACUUUGGAGAUUUUUGAGAAUACUCAAAAAUAUUUCUCAUCAAACACUUGGACAUUGAGAGAAAUUUGCGUAACACUAGAGACUUUAAUGCACAGACGUUUUGCACAGACUCUUUUCUUUCUCAGUGUGUACAAUCGAAAGAAAGGGCUCUUUCCAAAAGCAUUAAAGUCUCUAUUAUUACUCACAUUUCUCUUAACGAGAUUUUGAGAAUGAAACAGUGACCGUUUGUGCUUGAUGGACCGUGCCAUCCAUUACAUCAAACCUUUUUAAGCCAAAAGUUACUGCUGACACAUAGACGUUAACAAAAGCAAGAAAUUAAUGAGGCAAGUCACAUGCUUGGAAGUGUAGCAACGCAGCCUUAAAAAUCUUAAAUGUCACCUUUUUUUAACAAUGUUUUUUUAGGGAUUUAGCACUAGGAGACAAUAGCAUUAGUGUUUUGGAGCCAAAGUGACUAGCUGCCAUGAAACAUCUACCAUGCUAGACAAAUGUUGAAUAGACCGUUUGCUAAAUUACCCAAGUGUCAAGAAGCAUUCUGCAAGUGUAGACGCACCGUGCACGUGCUGGCGUCUGCAGCAGUAGCUCGUUUGAAGCAAAAACCUAAGACAAAUGGCACCUCGCAUGUAUGUUUGUCAACGCCCGAUUUUGGUUAUUUACCUCCGACUUUUUAUGCAGAUGAGGCAAGCACGUGCAGCGCAUGCACCUACAGUCUCGGCAUUCUUUUUGAGCUUGGGUAAUUUAGCAAAAGGUCUAUUGAGGUUCUGUACUCCAACUUUCGCAACUUUUUUCUCCUUAGUAAUGCUAAAGGGUUGCUUGUGUCACAGUCAUGCCUCAAGUGCCACAUCCGAAAUGCCACACGCUCCGCUGGCUGGGGCUGAUGCUCGCCACAUGUAGUACCUCUCUUUUCAUCGGCUUGGUCACUCUUGUCGGUUUCAUUUUUCCUUUUGCUUGAGCAUGUUUUUAUAAAAACUUUUUAUGGUGUGCCAUUUUCUUUUUAUGCCCCCUUAUUAAAUAGAGAACAUACUGAACAACAACAACAAAGUGCCAUUUCAUGUUCUAUGUCAGUGCUUCAUACUCUUGACUGUCUGCUGCAUUGUGUGUGUGGUAACAUACUUGCCACCUCUUGUGGGCAUGUGUCGUGUGCAUUUCUGCCUUCCGCUUUUUUUCUGGCUUCCUGUUCGUUGUGUGCAUUUGUGAAGCCUGGUCAUUAGAGAGUGUUUCUUUAGGAUUUUAUUGCGUGUACGUGUUUGAGUGUCACAAUAUUAAAACGCCGUGCGGUGUUCAUGCUACAAACUUUUGCCCUUAUAGAAAUGACAACCUUGUGUGGACUUGGUAAGAUAUGUUCGAGUAUUUUCCUAUAGUGUUAAUGCUUAAUGGGGAUGCUGCUUUGUAUAGUCCCUCAGCUGUGAUAAGCAUUAGUAAAAUAAAACAGGUAAUGAUUUA
Messenger RNA from Ixodes scapularis (black-legged tick), 2819 nucleotides. Its product is annotated as secreted frizzled-related protein 5. Bases 41 to 880 code for a protein of 279 amino acids. Lineage: Eukaryota; Metazoa; Arthropoda; Arachnida; Ixodida; Ixodidae. Gene Ontology annotation, molecular function: Wnt-protein binding. Gene Ontology annotation, biological process: canonical Wnt signaling pathway; negative regulation of canonical Wnt signaling pathway; non-canonical Wnt signaling pathway. The transcript has 3 exons. The record is from RefSeq and is a predicted model, not a curated record.